Messenger RNA from Diaporthe citri, 618 nucleotides. RefSeq lists its product as uncharacterized. The transcript has 4 exons. NCBI's taxonomy places the organism in Eukaryota, Fungi, Ascomycota, Sordariomycetes, Diaporthales, Diaporthaceae. The coding region runs from base 1 to 618 and encodes 205 amino acids. The record is from RefSeq and is a predicted model, not a curated record.
AUGUCACAGAAUACACCAGACCGAAGCGGCAGCGGAAAGAAUCCAGCCGGCGAUGAUUGGGUCAAAGUACCAAAAGAUCCGGAGUGGCAGGAGGACAUCGAUGAGCAUGACAAGAUCUACUCGGGUCCUGGAGCAGACAUCAAGAAAUCCACUCUCAAGUCCACAUCAUUUGGCAGCUUGCUCAAGGAGUUCUGCGUCAAAGUCAUGGAUACAAGCUCACUGGUAAAGCAGACGUCAGAGGCUGUUCAGAAACCGGACACUGCUACAGACUUUGAUAAGAUAAGUGGGGAGAUAAAAGAGGCCAUCAAGGACCUGCCGCCUAGCAUGGGUGGAAGUGAACUCUCUUGGCCAGAAGACACAUCCGGCCUGAAGCUCCGAAUCGAAGAGCGUCUCCGAAUCGAAGAGCCCAGUCCGGGGUUGAAAGCACGGCCCAACAGCCUCCAGCAAUCUCCCAGCCUCAAACAGCCUACCAUCCUCAGGCAGGCUACCAUCCUCAGGCAGGCUACCCUCCUCAGCCGGGCUACCCUCAUCAUCCAGGCCACCCUCAUCAGCCAGGCUACCCGCCUGAGGCAGCCUGCCCUCCUCAAGCACACGAAAGCCGGCCGCCUGGGCCAGUGA